AUGCCUCCUAAAUCAUCCUCAAGAGCGUGGGAUGCGCUUACCCCGCCGCUCUCAGAAUGGACCCUUGACGCUGUGGGCGCAAUGGGCUUCACGCGCAUGACCCCAGUCCAAGCCUCGGCCAUCCCUCUGUUUAUGCAGCAUAAAGAUGUGGUAGUGGAAGCGGUCACUGGAAGUGGAAAGACAAUGUCAUUCUUGAUCCCAAUUGUUGAGAAGCUGCUUCGUCUUGAUCAACCUCUCAAGAAACAUCAUGUUGGCGCGAUUGUCAUUUCCCCGACAAGAGAAUUAGCUUCUCAGAUUCACCAAGUCCUCCUCUCGCUAUUGGAAUUCCACCCUGCGUCGGCCACAGCCAUCAAGCCCGCCGAAGAUGAUGCGCCUCGUGUGAAAACCUCCUCCUCGACAUUGAAGGUCGUCCCGCAGCUGCUCCUGGGUGGUGGAACAACUCCGGCGGAAGAUCUGAAAGCAUUCCUUAAGAACUCGCCCAAUGUGUUGGUUGGUACACCCGGAAGAUUGUUGGAGCUGCUCUCGUCGCCUCACGUGCACUGCCCCCAAGCAUCAUUCGAAAUGCUUGUCCUGGACGAGGCCGACAGACUUCUGGAUCUUGGAUUCAAAGAUGACCUGCAGAAGAUUUUGCGCCGCUUGCCCAAGCAACGCAGAACAGGAUUGUUCAGUGCCAGCAUCAGUGAGGCUGUUGAUCAGAUCGUCCGCCUGGGUCUACGAAACCCCGUAAAAAUUGCCGUCAAGGUCAAAGGAGGAGCUGGUGUUGAAGAAAAGCGCACUCCAGCAAGUCUGCAAAUGACCUAUAUGACAACACCCCCGCUUCACAAAUAUGCCAUUCUGAAGCACAUCCUUUCCUCAGUUCAACCCACGCCUCAAAAAACCAUCUUCUUCGUGUCGACAUGUUCCAGUGUCGACUAUCUCGCCACAAUCCUACCCAUCAUCCUAGGCGAUAGCUUCCUGUUGGUGCCACUACACGGGAAACACCAAGCCAACGUCCGCCAAAAGAACUUCACCCGCUUCACAACCUCCACAACCCCCUCCAUCCUCCUCACCACCGAUGUCGCCGCUCGCGGUCUGGACAUUCCCACCGUCGACCUCGUGGUCCAGAUCGACCCACCAUCCGACCCCAAAACCUUCAUUCACAGAUGUGGUCGUGCAGGCCGUGCCGGCCGACGAGGCCUCAGCAUCGUUCUCAUCCACCCCGGCCGCGAGGAAGACUACGUGUCCUUCCUUGAAAUUCGCAAAACCCCCGUCGCACCAUUCAAUCUGCCCGAAUUUACCGACGAACAGGCCGUGGCCUCUAUAGACAAAGUGCGCAAAGCCGUGCUGAAAGACCGCGCUAUGCACGACAAGGGCCAGAAGGCAUUUGUCAGCUGGCUGCGCAGCUACAGCAAGCACCAAGCUAGCAGUAUCUUCCGAGUCGCAGAUCUGGACUGGGAAGCUCUCGGCAAGGCAUGGGGACUUCUCAAGCUGCCGAAGAUGCCCGAAUUGCGUUCCUUUGAGGGAGACCGAACUCUCGGUAUCACACUUGAUUGGACCAAUUACACGUACAAGGACAAGCAGCAAGAGAAGCGCCGCAAGGAGGCUAUGGAGGAGGCUGCCAACGGGCAGGGCGCUGACAAGGGAACCAACAAGCGCCGGGCUACUGAGAGUGUGGCAUGGAGUCAAAAGACCGAAGAUCGGGAACAGAGGCUCAAGAAGAAGGAGUUCAAGAAGGCGCGGAAGGAUAAGGAGAAAUGGGAGCUGUUGCCGGAAGAUCAGAAGCAGAGGGCUCUUGAAACCGAGCGCAUGCUGGAGGAGGUUCGGGCCAAGAAUGAGCAGCAGCGGUUGUUGAACCAGGCAGCCAAGGCAGCGGAGGCAGGUGGUGAUGGUGAAUUCAAGGGCUUCGACUAG
Messenger RNA from Penicillium paradoxum, 1890 nucleotides. It is a transcript of the gene spb4, whose product is annotated as ATP-dependent RNA helicase SPB4. The coding region runs from base 1 to 1890 and encodes 629 amino acids. Gene Ontology annotation, molecular function: ATP binding; nucleic acid binding; RNA helicase activity. The record is from RefSeq and is a predicted model, not a curated record. The transcript has 3 exons. Gene Ontology annotation, cellular component: nucleolus. Lineage: Eukaryota; Fungi; Ascomycota; Eurotiomycetes; Eurotiales; Aspergillaceae.